Messenger RNA from Diorhabda sublineata, 2931 nucleotides. Its product is annotated as serine/threonine-protein phosphatase 4 regulatory subunit 1-like. The transcript is spliced from 13 exons. Gene Ontology annotation, biological process: protein dephosphorylation. The record is from RefSeq and is a predicted model, not a curated record. NCBI's taxonomy places the organism in Eukaryota, Metazoa, Arthropoda, Insecta, Coleoptera, Chrysomelidae. Gene Ontology annotation, molecular function: protein phosphatase regulator activity. Bases 81 to 2720 code for a protein of 879 amino acids.
AGCAGUUAUUUGGAUAAAAUUUUUAAAUCACGUGCAGUUUUUGCCUUUUGCCUAAUGCUAUGUUUUGAUCGUAGUACAAGAUGGCGGAUGUUCCACUAAUAAAUGAUGAAUGCAUGAAUGAUCCUGAAGAAGGAUUCGAGAAAUCAUUGACACCGCUCAAGCGUAUACAAUACUACGCCAAAUCGACUCAGACCUGUAUAAGAUAUAAACUGCCUAAGGCCGUAUUAGACGAAUUCCGAACAUGUCCACCAGAAAUAUUGAUAGAAGACCUUCCGGAUAUAAUGAAGAUUCUUACAGAAGUGUCAGGAGAAUCGAUCUUGAGGGCUGAAUUACUAGAGCAAAUACCACAUAUUGCCGCACAAGCACUAGCAUGCUCAACUCGAGUGAGUGCAUUCAAGAAUGUUGUAGGAGAUUAUCUCAUUCCGUUGCUAGUAAGAAAUUUAGGGUGUUACGAUAUCACUUCCACCCUUAUUCAACUGAUAGAACAACGUUUUAUAUCAAAACUUCAAGCCGAAAUACAAAUAUGCCCCACAAUUUUGGCGCUUACAAAAUCACAAACGGCCGCAGAGGUACAAAUCACUGCUGUAGAUUUAAUGAGCAAAUUGGCACCGUUACUUGGUCGGGAUGUCACCGAACGAGUAUUCCUCGGCCGUUUCGCCGAAUUAUGUUCCAGUUCGAAGUCUUAUAUACGUAAAGUAUGCGCCGCGUAUUUUGGACACUUUUGCGCGGUCGUCAGUAGAGAAUCCGUUGAAAAAAUUUUGUUGCCCCAAUAUUUAACAUUGUGUGUAGAUGAAACCUGGUUGGUGAGAAAAUCUUGCGCAUAUGUAGUUACGUAUGUGUCGUGUGCUUGUACGUACACCACGAGAACAACGAAAUUGGCCCCUGCUUUUGCUGUUUUACUCCAAGACGAUUGUCGAUGGGUUAGAGUAUCGGCUUUCCAAUCAUUGGGACAUUUCAUAUCGACUUUUGCUAAUCCGCCCAUCACAAUGAUGGAAUAUAAUAGUAACGGAGACUUGGUUUUGAUUGAUGGAGCAGGCAGGGAAUAUUUCGUUCCUACACUCACCAUGACUGAACGAGUGGCUUUACUUAGUACGGAGAAAUUCAAUUUUUUCGCAUACUACGACGAUUACGAUGUAGACACUGAGGAGCUAAUCGCGAAUGGAUCAGACGUUACUGCAGGAGAUUCGAACGAGUUGCAAGAAACUAAAAGCGGCGAUAAUUAUAUCGAAAAUUUAAUAAACAUAAAAGAUAUUUUAGAAGAACCAAAUAAUGUGAUAUCGUCUAAAACAGAAUGUGAUACUAGUGAAAUUAUUAACAAAGAGUUAAAAGAUGAUAAACAAAAUAUUAAACUAUGUGUAAAUAAUACGGAUAUAAAUAUAGAAAAUAGUAAAAAUUUAAAUAGUAAUGAUAAAGAACUGUGUCAAUUAAAUUCGAAUGUCUGUAAAGAAGAAAAUAAAGACAUACGCGACAACGACAUUAAGGUAAAUAUCAAUAAUAACGGUACGAUACAAGAUGAUUUGCAUUUAUUUUACUCACACAAUUAUUGGUAUAUAAGUCCCGAGUUGCCUUUAGAUCCGAACAUAGUUACCGCUGGAGAUUAUAGUAUAUUAGUUGCCGAUGGUACUGGAGAUGCUCGAGUUACUUCACAAAAUAAUUCAACUUUGAACAAUACGACCGAUAACAACAAUUCAACUAUAUCAUUGGAAGAUAUAGACGAACAGAAUAAAGGUCAGGAAUCUAAAGAUACCGCUGUAAAUGAAGAACCAGAACAAACAAUAGUUCCUCAAAUUUUAAUAGACCGUUUUAUAUCAAUGACAUACCCGAUAUUAUCGCUUAACGUCGAAGAUGAAGUGGCUUACUAUUGCGCGCAAUUUUUACCAGCAGUAGUUUUAACAUUGGGUCGUUCUAAUUGGCACUUGCUCAAAGAUACCGUAUUUUCUUUAGCCGGGAACAUGCAAUAUAAAGUUAGAAGGACAGUAGCUAGUAGCCUACACGAAUUGGCCAUCAUUCUAGGACCUGAAAUUGCCACCAACAGUUUAACUCAAUUGUUCGAAGGUUUCCUCAAAGAUCUUGAUGAAGUAAGAAUAGGUAUAUUGAGACAUCUAGCGGCAUUUUUGAAAUUGAUCGAUGCGCCUAAAAGGAAUACAUAUCUUCCGAGGUUUUCGGAGUUCUUACAGACCGACAACGAAUGGAACUGGAGAUUUAGGGAGAAAUUAGCUAACCAAUUAUUAAAAGCAAUGGAUUUGUUCAAGCCGAAAGAUGUUGCGAAGCAUAUUUUCGGAAUUUCCAUGGAUUUGUUAAGUGAUAAAGUUGCGGCUGUCAGACAGGCAGCUUUAGCAUUAGUCGUAAAAUUGAUAUCGUAUACAUCGUCUGAGCUAAACUUAACGUCAAAUUUAUUAAUGAAGUUAGUUGAAAAUUUUGCUCAUUCGAAAAAAUGGAAACGUAGACAGACGUUCUGUUUAUUGUGUAUAGAAUUGUUGAAAGAAGAUGCCUUAGAUUAUGAGUUAUUCAUAUCAGAAGUGAUGCCCCAUUUGCUAGAUUUGAGUUGGGACCCAGUGGCCAAUAUUCGUUUAGUCGUUGCCAGAUGCAUAUCUAAAUAUAUUUAUAAAAAUGAAAAAUUUAUAGAAGCUUCCAGAAACGAUUACGAGGGUAUCGAAGCUGUCUUAAGAAGACUUCAAGCAGAUAAAGAUUGUGAUGUACGUCAAUGCGCAGAAAUUUAAUAAAAACUUAUAUAUAUUUUGUUGUAAAAUAGGUUAACAACCAAUUGUUUCUCAGUGGCCUAAAGAUUUAGAUUCAUCUUUUAAUUAUUAGACUUAAUAUUUCAUUUCUGUAUGUUUGUUCAUUAGAUUAUUUUGUAUAUUUUGUUGUACUUUUUUAUUAUGUGUAAUAUAUGUAUGAAUUUUCAAAAAAUAUAUUUGUCUAAAUUCUUGA